AUGCGCCCGCCUUCUGCGCAGGCCAACGGCAACGGCCACCGCCGCGCCAAUUCGAAGCGCUGCCUGCGCCACGACUUCGCGGCGCAGAACAAGAGCCGCAGCGUGUUCCCGCACGCCAGAGGGCUGGCCGGCGCGUGCGCGCCAGAGGACGCCGCCGGGGCCCCCUCACAGAUCCAGCCGCCGCCUCUGCGCCUCAAGGACAUCCGCAACGCGCCGGUGCACACGCGCGCCACCAAGCGGGAGCUGCUGCGCGCGCAGGGCGAGCGCGACUUCUUCCUGGGCGCCGUGCGCGACGUGGCCACCGAGCUCGACCUGAAGGCGCUCUCGCACAAGGCCGUCGACAACAUCGCCGUGCUGCUGCAGGCCGACGGCGCGUCGCUCUUCCUGGUGGAGGGCCCGCGCAGCGGCCGGCAGACGCUCGUCUCCAAGGUGUUCGACAUGCACAGUGGCGUGGGCAAGUUCCUGCUGCCGGGCGGCGCGGGCACCUGCGACAACGAGGUGCAGGUGCCGUGGGGCGUGGGCGUGCUGGGCCACGUGGCCGAGACGGGCGAGACCGUCAACCUGCAGGUGGCGUGCGAGGACCCGCGCUUCGACGACGAGGUGGACCGCAUCACGGGCUACCACACGGACUCGCUGCUGUGCAUGCCCGUGAAGAACGCCUACGACGAGGUGAUCGCGGUGGCGCAAGUCAUCAACAAGAACCCCGACCUCGACGGCGGCACCUUCACCCACAAGGACGAGAAGAUGUUCGAGACGUACUUGCAAUUUGUGGGCAUCGCCAUCACCAACGCUCAAAUCAUGGAGGCGUCGCGGCAGGAGUACGACAGAAAUAGGAACCUGCUGGAGGUGGUGCACGACCUCUUCGAGGAGCAGACGUCGCUGGAGCAGGUGAUCCUGAAGAUCAUGCAGCGCGCGCAGCGGCUGCUCAAGUGCGAGCGCGCGUCGGUGCUGCUCCUGGAGGAGAACGCCGACGCCGUCACCUUCUCCAAGCUGUUCGAGCUGGCGCCCGGCCGCGCGCACUCCAGCCCGCGGCAGCCCGUGGUGGAGGGCAGCAACGUGUCGCGCUACAUGCUGCGCCUGGCCGAGCGCGUGGUGCAGUCGGGCGAGGUGCUCAACGUGGCCGAGAGCCUCGAGGUGGAGAAGGGCAGCGGCGGCAACGUGCGCUCGCUGCUCGCCAUGCCCAUCCGCAACCGCCACUACCAGACCAUCGGUGUGGCCACUAUCAUCAACAAGCUCAACGGGUCGCCGUUCGAUGAUAAUGACGAGCAGCUCUUUGAGGCAUUUAGCAUCUUCUGUGGCCUUGGAAUUCACAACACUUUAAUGUACAGUGAGGUGGAGAAAGCGAUGGCGAGGCAAAAAGUCGCAAUCGAGGUAUUGUCUUACCAUGCGACGGCAUCCAGCAAAGAAGUGGAGGCUCUACUGGACCAGACCGUGCCGUGCGCCGACGAGCUCAACCUGUACUCGCUGGCCUUCGACGACUUCUCGCUGUCGGACGACGACAUGGUGCUGGCGGCCGUCGCCAUGUUCCUCGACCUGGGCGUCGUCAAGCGCUUCUGCAUCGAGCGCGAGGGAUGUGAAAUGAAGGGAACGUUCAGCGACUUGGAAGUGUUGGGGAUGUUUGUCGGCUGCUUGUGCCACGAUUUGGACCACCGCGGCACCAACAACGCUUUCCAGGAGAAAACGGGGUCGGCUCUUGUGCUCCUGUACGGGACGACCAACACGAUGGAGCAUCACCACUUCAACCACGCCGUCAUGAUCCUGAGCAGCGAGGGCCACAACAUCUUCUCGGGGCUGUCGGCCGAGCACUACUCCAAAGUGAUGAAGGUCCUUAAGCACAGCAUCCUCGCCACGGACCUCUCCGUCUACUUCGAGCUGCGCCCGCGCUUCUUCACGCUGGUGGAGUCGCGCCAGUACAGCUGGGGCCAGCCCGAGCACCGCCAGCUGCUGCGCUCCAUGCUGAUGACGGCCGCCGACCUGGCGGCCAGCUCCAAGCCCUGGCCCGUGCAGGAGCGCGUGGCGCGCCUCGUCACCGCCGAGUUCCUCCACCAGGGCGAGCGCGAGCGCCGCGAGCUGCACAUCCAGCCGCAGGGCCUCAUGGACCGCGAGCGCCUGCACGAGCUGCCGCAGCUGCAGAUUCGCUGGAUCGCCGACAUCUGCCUGCCGCUGUACAAGGGCGCGCUCGCCAACAUCUCGCAGUGGGCAGCCCUGGCGCCGGGGGUGUCCAACGGGCACGACGACGGCCAAGGCGAGGGCGACCCGGAGCCCGACAGCGGGGGCGGUGGCGACGACGACGCCGUCGCCGACCCCGAGCCCGAGCCCGCGGACGUCGCGUCCCCCGACGCCGACGCCGAUGCCGACGACGUCGCCGACGACGUCGCCGACGCCGCGGCGGAGGACGAGCUGGAGCAACAGGCCGAGGAGGAGGAGGAGGAGGAGGAGCCGGUGUAA
Gryllus bimaculatus (two-spotted cricket) is the source of this 2448-nucleotide messenger RNA. The record is from the annotation of a GenBank genome assembly. Lineage: Eukaryota; Metazoa; Arthropoda; Insecta; Orthoptera; Gryllidae.